AUCGCAAAGUUGAUAAUGUGGUAUUCAACAUGGCGGCGUAGUCAGUGUUGUGUGUGCUAGUUAAAGUGGAUUGAAUGGAUUUAUUCGUGAAUUAUGCCGAGAAAACGUAAUGGUGAAAUCCCUUUGCCCGACGGUUGGGAUUUCGGACGAGAUUAUGACGGGAAAAUUUAUUUCAUUGACCACAUUUCCAAGAAAACUACGUGGAUUGACCCCAGAGACAGAUAUACCAAACCACAAACGUUUGCGGAUUGUAUAGGAAACGAAUUACCUUUAGGAUGGGAAGAAGCUUUCGAUGGCCAUAUUGGUCCCUAUUAUAUAGAUCAUGUAAAUCAAGCAACACAAUUAGAAGAUCCAAGGCAAGAAUGGAGGGCAAUUCAGGAAGCCAUGUUAAGAGAUUACCUCAUUACUGCUCAAGAUGUUUUAGAAGCCAAAAAAGAUAUUUAUCAAGUUAAAACUCAAAGGCUUCUUCUAGCUCAGGAUGAAUACAAUCAUCUUAAUAACGCCCUAACGAACCUCACUACAUCUAGAACAAGCUUAUGCUCAUCCAGUAGUAGUGUUAGUACAAAAUACGAUCCUGACCUCUUGAAAUCCGACGUAGCAUUGGCCAAAAACCGAGUGUCCAGGUUGAAGUCGGAGUUGGAACAAAUUAGGAACGAAAUGAAUUAUACAGAAAGGGGCGUCGAAACAUUAACAAACGUGGAGCAAAAGCUGAGCAAACGCCAGGGGACGUAUUACAACAUAUCGGAAGCCCAAGCCAUUAUGGUGGAGUUACGCAACAUCCAAAAAUCCUUAUCUUCCGGCGAGAAAGAAAAGGCGGACUUGAUGCAGUCGUUGGCGAAGCUCAAAGACGACUUGACUAGGCUGCAGUUGUCUGAAAGUUCGCCGGACAUUUCCACCCUUAGCUUACCUCAAGAGAAACUCAGCACGGCUUCCCAAACUGAUCUGUCGUGCGAAUUGGUACCUAUAGGCACGAGACUGGCGGAGAUGGCUAAAAUGAGGCUAGAGUACGACGAAGCGAGGAAAAAAGUACAAAACAUCCAGCAGAAAUUGGCCGAUCUCGAAGAAAAAGUGCAACCGGGCCAGGUGGAAUCCGAUAAGGAUAGGUUGUUGCUGUUCCAAGAAAAGGAACAGCUGCUGAGAGAGCUCAGGAGCAUAACGCCUCGCAUGCGUUCUAAAGAGGAAAUGAGCGGAAUUCAACUCGAGUGCAAACGGUUAGAAGAAGACUUAAACAAAGCUUUAGAAAUUUCCAAUCGAGCCAUCGCCGACAGACUGAGAUUACACGAGGAAAAACAACUUCUGCUUCAGCAACUAAAGGACGGUUUAAGGCAAAUGACCCAGCUGGAAUCCCAAUUGAAAACCCUUUCAGCUAGUACAUUGUCAGUUAGUAGUAGUUCUAGUCUAGGCUCCUUAUCCACAACAAGUAGUAAAGGAUCGCUAAGUUCCGGUUUAAGUUUUACAGACAUUUACGGAGGUCCCCAAUGCAUAAGUACAAAUAACAUAGAAAAACCGAUCGAUAUGGCGGACUUGCAUAAACGCGUCGAAAGGUUAUUAAAGAAUAGUGAUAGUACCACACAAUUAGGAUCGCCCAGUCGAUCGCAACCGUCCUUAUCUCCGAGGAGUUCGUUGUCUUCCGUAUCGCCGCCGGUUUCGCCGAUGUACGAAAACCUGCCGAGCAUAGUACCGCCGCCCGCCUACGAUCAAGUGAAACGCGACAGGAAACAACUCGACGAACGCCUGGUCGAAUUGAGGCUUUCGACGCCGUCGAUGGCGAGCGCCGCCAACGUCGAAUACCAGCAGAGGAGCUCGUUCCCCAGCCUGUCGCCUCUGACGGACCUGCUGGAGGCGCAGGCCAGCAACAUGUCGCAGGGCUCCGGCCUGGGCAGGCCGUGCCGCUACUCGUACGAGAGUUCCGGCGAUCCGCCGCUGUCGCCCAUAUCGGAGACCUCGCCGGCGGCGCUCGACCACGACGACAUGCUGCAGGGCGCGGCGCUGUCCAGGACGUCGUCCUCGGGCACGAACACGCGCUCCGUCUCGGCCGCCGUCAGCGACGAAUCGGUCGCCGGCGAUUCGGGCGUCUUCGAGGCGUCGAAUCGCAAGAGAGCGUCGCUCGGUUUCGCCGCCGACGUCGAUGUCGAAACCGCACAAGUACAAAUUAAACUUAAAUAUAUCACGACUGAAAGUAUGCUCAAUAUAAUUAUAGAGAAGGCGAGGAAUUUGAGUGCCCUGUUGAUUCCCAAUAAUUCUGAAGUAUAUGUAAAAAUUGCUCUGCUGCCAGCGGCGUCAACGCAUCCAUCGGUAUUUUGUACAAAAAGUGUGAAAGAUUUGAAAAAGGCGACAUUCGCCGAUGCCUUCAAUAUUCCAGUACCUGUCAAUAAACUAUUUACUAAGACUCUCCAAGUGAAUAUAUGGAACAAAAUCAUUGAACAACAGGACAAAUGUGUGGGUUGCGCGCAAGUUAGCUUAGCGGACUUCAACGCUCACAACGUCUCGCAAAAGUGGUACAACAUCUUGUCUCUCCAAGAAGAAACCACGUCGAGUUUGGCCCAUUCGAAGCAAGAAUCGGAAAUAUCUGUUCGCGACGACAAGCAAACGGCCAAAGAAGAGAGUUCCGACGAUUCGACGAUCAUAUCGUCGCAAACGUCGACGUUGACCAGGAACCAGGAGACCGUGUUCCCGCCGGCGUUGAAUUUGAACUUCGAGGAGCUCUACGAUUGCUUCAAAAACUCGCAGCACUACGACUCGGAGGAUUCGGACGCGGAUUUGGAAGACGACGAAGAGUGCGACGAGGAAGGCAUAACGGUGGAGUUCAGGCCCAACGAGAAAUUGGACGUCGUUCCGGAGCACGUCGUCGACGACGAACCCGAGUAUUCCGACAAGCAGACGAACACCGAGUGCGCUUUUCAUCCCGAACAGGCCAAGCAGAAGAGGCUGCAAGCCGCCAAACCGGGCGCUGUUGUUGAAGAUAGAGGCGCUAUAAAGAGAUCUCAAACGUUUUCGCCUAGCCAGCACGUGUCCAAAAACCAGUAUAUUUGCAAGUUGAACCGAAGCGACAGCGACAGCGCGAUGCCUUUGUACCGAAGAGGAGGCAAGCCGUUCGAAAGGCACGCAGUUGAACGGAGGUCCCUGCGUUUCCGAAGGCCCGGCGGUAGCGUUACAACUCUUUCCGUUACUAAAUCCCAGAGCCAUCAUCCCACCACCGCUCGGACGUCCAUCGAUCUGGAACUGGAUCUUCAGGCCCAGCACACGCGACUGGAUAAACUCACGUCCGAAUUGUCGAGGUUGAGAGAGUUGAAAGAAAGACUGGAAACGGCGAAGGAACAGGGAGAUACUGAACUGACCGCCUAUCUGUUGGAAGACAAGCAGUUUCAGAAUCUCAUGGCCCAGGCUGAGAGCUGUCGAGCGACUAAGAGCUUAGAAGAGAAGAAGGUCGAGAAAAUGUUGAAGAAAGUAUCGAAAGAUAUUUACAAGUUGAGAAAGUCCAAAGCGGGUAAUGGAAAACCCGACGUUAUUUCCUUCCAAGAGAAAAUGGCAUUUUUCACUCGUUCAGACACCAACGUACCUUUUCUUCCUUCUCACGACGAGUGCCAUUCAACCAACAAUACGUUAAAACGUUCGUCGAUUGAAGAUAAAUCAGAUGAAAAAUGUUUAGUUACUGACGAAAUUCAAGAAAAUGGAUUAGAUAACAUAGAUGAGAAAAACAAUUCCGAAAAAAGGUAUGAUUACGUCGUCGACAGAGUAUUAGGCGUUGAAGUUUAAUAUUUAUUUAAUAUGACCGUAAUAAGUUUGAAAUUCGUUUUAAGAUAUUUAACGAUUUCAGUGAUUAGCGUCGAAAUAUAAAUUAAUUUUUCGGGAAAUAUUUUGAAAUGAAUUAUAUUUGUACAUAGCAUGUAAAAUUAUUGUAAAAUUGUCAAUAAGUUGUUCCAUAAUCUCGAGGAGUGUGCCACACGUAGUUUAUAUGUUAAAUAUUUAAUGCUAGUUACUAUAUUAGUAGACAAUAAAAUUAUAAAUGUCCAAUUUGGAGUUAUCGAAAAUAAUAAUAUGUAGCAAUUUCGCAUUAAAAAUCUCCAAUGCUUGUGCCGUACCAAAGUUGGCUGUAACUAAAUUACUCAUAUUUUGUAUUGUUGUAUCCAAUAUUAUAUUCCUAUUAGACAUUUUAUGUUGUGUUUUUGAAAGCCAUGCAUUUUAUAAUACUUUGUUCAUAUUCUGUCACAUUUAUUAAAUUAUUGUUGAUCACGAUGAAAUAUUCAAAGAACUUUUAUCAUUGUUAUUAUUCUGUGAUGUUGUGCCUUCAGAUCUGAUCAUAUUUAUGGAUUAGCUUACUUCUAUAAAUCAUAUUAUAGUUAUAUCGAUGUGUAUAAAUUAUUUCUAUUAUCUAAAAAUGUAAGAUAAUCCAUAACGAAAAAAUUACCAAUCGUGAGGUUUAAUUAAUCAAUAAAUUUGGGACAAAUGUUCUGAAUUUCCUGUAUCUUUAAGGACUAUAUCAUUACUAAAAUAACGUUUGUCCUAAUUUCAUUGAUUGUUGAGGUACAAUUUACUUGGCCUUCUUGUUAUUUAUAAGUAUAAUAGGAUAAACUAUUUUAAAGUAUAUGUCUGUACUGUACUUGAAAAUCAAAAUGUGCCUUCAUUUAUUGAAAUUAACGAAAAAUCCGUCACAUGCAUUGACUGUUGCAAAACUGCUCGAAUUAAAUACAUAUUUUCGUUAUUUACAUGUUUGUCCAAGAUGCUAUUGUGGUGCAGCUAUUGAUGAAGUUUUAAAAAUUAGGAAAAAAUUUGCAUAGUAUUAGAGAAAUUUAAGGUUAUUCUCAAAAAUCUACAUCUCGAAAUGACAAAAAAAUUCUCAAAUUGAAAUUUGUAUUUACAAUAAUAUGCUACACAAACGGUGUUCAAUUUACGAAAAACUAUUAUGUUCACGCUGUACAGUUUUUAAUGUUCAAAACUUGUGUAAAUUCGCUGAAUCAUAAUUUUUAUAUUUUUUUACUAGUGUCAUUUCAACUAUAUUAGUUGGAUAUAUUUAUCUCUUAAAUCGACUUCUUGAUUUUUGUGUUUUUUGUAUUAUAUGUAAAUAUUAAAAAAAUUGUUUUAAGAAAACAUAAAUUAUAUAUAAAUAUAUAAAAAUACGUUCUUAUUAAAGAUAUAUGGUUCUAAUAUUGAAAUAUCUAAUAAAAA
Messenger RNA from Phyllotreta striolata, 5166 nucleotides. The record is from the annotation of a GenBank genome assembly. Lineage: Eukaryota; Metazoa; Arthropoda; Insecta; Coleoptera; Chrysomelidae.